AAACGAUGGGACUCGUCUACUCGCGCGAACGUCGUCGUUAGCUCACGAAAUCUGUUGCAGUUCGCCGAGAGUAUCGUAAAACUGUAACGCAUGACUUGGCCAAUACACGCAGUAAGACAUUAAUUCACUUUAACAUAUUUUACGACGACAUUAUUAUGCAUUUCUGGUUAGAAGCGCACAUUCUUUCGCGAUAAAUAGCAUCGCAAUACCAAUCGGUUUUGCGAUCGGAAUGAGGCAACGCUCGGAGUGCGAACCACGUAUUUAAAGGCAGAAUAAAUCGAUAUUUCAAAAAAGGCGAAAUUAUUUCUGUUCUCCAAAUAUCCGCUCGUGUGCCGACAAUGCGCGAGAUCGAGACUCAGAAGGUUCUCCAGGACGAGCAGUGCUUCGAAAUAAUUCGCAAGAAGCUGCGACAGGACGCGAUGGAUAGCUUCUCGCUGGUCAACUUCGAGAUCGUGCCGAUAGAUGAAGUGAACGGUUUUUUAGGCCAAUACUUUACUCUAAGAGCCACCGUGGCCUGUCCGAAAUCACCGCUGGAGACGAGGAACAUCAACUUUUUCACCAAGGUGCCGCCGCCGAUCAGCAGCCCGCUUUACGAUUUAACUCAGGCGUACGGUACGUUUAAGAAGGAAGUGGCUCUCUACACUACGGUAUUCCCGGAAAUGCUGGGCGGUCUUGACAAGGGAUGCAUCCCGGAAUGUUUCCUCGGGAUCGAGAACGACGUGAUCGUCCUCGAGGAUAUGGCUCAUAGCGGCUAUACGAUGACUGACAAGACCACGCCUUUCGACUUUGAGCAUUGCGAGAUUCUGAUAAAGAUGCUCGCCAAGUUUCACGCGAAAUCCUUCAUCUUUGAGCAGCAGUAUAAGAAAACUUUGCACGACGAAUUUUCUCAUUGCAUGCACGAGACUCUCUGGCCGUGCGCGGACGACAAAGCUAAGGCGAUGGUCGACGCCGCCGUAAAAGGCAUCGUCUCGAUGAUUGACUUACUACCUGAAUUAAAUGAUGAUCGGCGCAGUGAUUUUAAAGAAAAAAUCGUGAAAUUAUGUGCAGAUCACACGGACAGACUAUCACCGUCGGUGAAACACAAGAACGUGCUAUGCCACGGUGAUUUAUGGGCAAACAAUAUAUUGUUUAAGUACGAUACCGAUAAGAGACCUGUUGAAUGCUGCCUCAUUGAUUUCCAACUGGCAAGGUACAAUCCACCAGCGCACGACAUAUUGUGUUUUCUCCAAUUCACAACUACGCGGAAGCUACGAGAGGAACAUAGCGAGACGCUUUUUAGACUCUACCACGAUUCUAUGGCGAUAGUCAUGAAAGAAGCUGGUCUUAAUAUAUCAGAGAUUUUCUCUUGGGACGAAUUUGCUGAAUCCAUUCGAGAUUUACGUAUAAUGUGCCUAAUUCACGGUAUACUAAAUACACCGAUCAUGCUGCUGGAACCUAACACGGCCAGUAAAUACUUUGCCGAGAAACCGGAGCUCCUUGAAAGUAUUCUGUACGUUGACAGAACGCCACUCAUUUGCGAGCAAUUCAAGGAAGCACCGAAAUAUCGUGCCCGUAUGAUAGACAGCUUAUUAGAAUUGUACGAUUAUGUAACUGGUUAACUACCACACGACAUAAUCGAGCUGUAAAAGGAUAACAAAGUAGUCAAACUUCCUCACUAAAGUAUUACCAGACGUAAAGCUCAAGAAAAAUGUAUUUUAGAUUUAAGACAAAUAAACAGAAGGUCUUGAUAUUAAUAGAUAUUCUUCAACAAUAAUAAGAUAGACAUCUUGACAUUAAUAUUUUCAAUAAAAUAUAAUAAAUGUAAUGUUAUACAUGUGCAACAUAAAUAAAGCGUAAUCAUCGUGCUUGACUUGCAAAUAUAAAACCUUUUUCUUUAGAUUUAUAAAAUUUUGAAAACAUUUAUAAAUAGAGAAUAAUGAUGAUAUUCUAGAAUAACGAAUUAUUAUUGCGUUAACAUGAUUCUGUAUAGUGCGAGUACUUACUUUUUACGUGUAAGGUUUCAAGCAAUUAUUAAUAGCAGUUAUAUCAGUAAUUUGUUCCACAUGUAGUGAUAACUUUGCGACAUUGCAAACUAACUCUGGAUAUUUGUUAAAAUAUUCUAUUAACAAAUUUUGAAAUAUUUUCAAUAGUGACGUGCUAUCUUUUCUUAUUUUUAAGAAAUUUUGAUUAUUUUAAUGUCGUAAUUAUUGAUCAUGAGCGUGUAAACAUUUACGUAUACUUUCUUAAAUGUAGAUUGCAUGUGAUAUUAUUAAUAACUGUGAUAUCUGAUAAAGCAUAUUAUUAUAUGGUUAUCAUAUAGAAUAAAACUAAAUCGAUGUUCUUGUUGACAAUAAAAAUAAAGAAACAUUU
Messenger RNA from Temnothorax curvispinosus, 2349 nucleotides. RefSeq lists its product as uncharacterized. The record is from RefSeq and is a predicted model, not a curated record. Lineage: Eukaryota; Metazoa; Arthropoda; Insecta; Hymenoptera; Formicidae. The transcript has 2 exons. The coding region runs from base 339 to 1598 and encodes 419 amino acids.